Coregonus sp. 'balchen' is the source of this 42320-nucleotide messenger RNA. The record is from the annotation of a GenBank genome assembly. NCBI's taxonomy places the organism in Eukaryota, Metazoa, Chordata, Actinopteri, Salmoniformes, Salmonidae.
GCGCUGGCCAUGCCGUCCAGUGUGCGGGCCGGGAGCCUGAAGGACCCGGAGGUAGCUGAGCUCUUCUACAGAGAUGACCCUGAGAAGAUGUUCACCGACUUGCGGGAGAUCGGCCAUGGCAGCUUCGGAGCUGUCUACUUCGUAAGAAGGGGGGGGGGGGGGGGGGGGGGGGGGGGGUCACUUGGUGCUGCAUACAUUUUUACUAAACACUCCUAAAUAGUAUCCAGUACAGUAUUUGGGACAUAGUAAACACUUGUAGUAUGGGAAUUCAGGCACAGCUUCAGUGAUGGAUACAUGGGAACUGGGAAGAGAAAUGGAAUGGGUAUUGAAAGGGUGUUGAUAAGAUGAUGGGUGAAAUGCUAGGCUAGGUUAAAGACAAGUGAAGGAUGAAAGGUAGGAGGCGGGUAGGUACGGGUAAAAGGUCAAAAGGUAGCACAGGGCAAGAGAUAUCGGUGAAGGAUGAAAUGUCCUUUUAAAUAGAGGGUGAAAAAGUGGCUAGUGAAAGAGGUGAAGCUUUAGUUUGUCAAUUUGUGUGUGUGCGCUUGACGAUAUGUGUGCGGCCAGUGGCCCUUGUUAGCAUGAUUUAGAAAUUAGAAUAGGUUUGUGAAUAUCUUUUUUAUUUAUUUUUAACCCUUCCUUGUAUUCCUUACAUUAGGCACAUGACAUCCGCACCAAUGAAGUGGUGGCAAUUAAGAAAAUGUCCUACGGUGGCAAGCAGUCCAAUGAGGUAAGAACACAGGUCGAGCAAUGGUCAAAUGUUCCUCAGUUCACCACAUUUGACAUCUGUUGCAGUGGUGUAGGCCAUGUUUUUAAUGUUUUAAAGCGCCCUCUUUCUCUCUUAUGAAGAAAUGGCAGGAUAUCAUCAAAGAAGUAAAGUUUCUCCAGAAACUGCACCACCCCAACACCGUGGAGUACAGAGGUUGCUACCUGAGAGAGCACACAGCAUGGGUAAGUGUUGAAGCACUUCUUUAACUCCAACAUGGUACCCUAUUUGGGGCCCAUAGGGCUCUGGUCAAAAGUAGUGCACUAUAUAGGGAAUAUGGUGCCAUUUGGGACUGACACAUGGACUGAGGGUUGCUGACAAAUAAACUUUCACUCGUUGGUUAUUAAUGUUUUCAGUCAGCCCCUAUUCACUCCCUAUCCCUUCCCCUUGGCCCUAACCUUUUAGUGUUGGCAGAUCUGAAGGCUCUGGAUAGGUAUACACAGUGUAGUGAAGGAGCUUCCAUCAUAUUCCAUCCACCUUAGAAAUGCAAACGUUGAAGUGGCCAAUGGGAAGGUGUAGGGAAUACAUUUUGACCGGCUCUCCGUCACGUUGCCCCUCUGGCCGCUUUGCUCCGUAUGUUAACCUCCAUCUCUCUCUCUCCUUCAUUCUUUUAGCUGGUGAUGGAGUAUUGUUUGGGUUCGGCCUCCGACUUACUGGAAGGUGAGUAGAAAACCAGAUGGUUUAAGUUCAAGUUUUAUGUUCAAACAAGUACUUUAUGUAAUGUGAUGUUUUUACAUGGAGGGACACUGGGGUGGUGGAAGUAAACCAUGAUUGUGUUCAUUAGGCACGAAAUGGUAGAAAACGAACUGAAACGGGGAGGGACAACCUGGAGUUGUUGUCAAAUAAGAAAUGCUUAUUUUCGUUCUGUUGCAAAAUGUUUUCUGUUGUGUGCCCUAAUGAACACGACCAAGACUUCAAAGAAUGAGUGGAAUGAGUCCAUUUUGUCUCCCUCUGUGUGCGUAGUCCACAAGAAGCCCCUCCAGGAACAGGAGAUAGCAGCCAUCACCCACGGUGCAUUGCAGGGCCUGGUGUACCUUCAUUCUCACAACAUGAUUCACAGGUGAGUAAACCUCUCUCCUCCCCCACACGAUGGGACGGGAAGGGAAAAAAAGUGAAAGAGAGAAAGAAUGGAAUGUAAUCCAAACAUAAGCUCUCAUUGUUGAAGGGGAGGUGUGUGUCAUGGAUGUUUUAACCCUCUUUUUAACUUCUCUCCCUUUCUAUCUUGGUCUCUCUCUGUCUGUAUGUCUCAUUCUCUUUCUCUCUCCCUUUCUUUCAAUUUAUCUCUUGCUCUCUCUUUCCCUCCCUCUCUCGUUCCCUCCCUUCCCCGCUCUUUUUUUUUUCUCUCGCUCUCAUUCUCUCUCUACCCCACCUCACUCUCUUUCUAUCUCCCCCUCUCUUUCCAAUUAAAAAGGCUUUUUUGGCAUAGAAAGUGUUACCACAUACAUUGCCAAAGAAAACAUAUAAUAUUGACUUUAAAAAAAUAUAUAUAUAUAUAUGACUUAAUAUUAUAAGAAACAGAAUAUUCAAUAAAAAAUAAUGGUGUCUCUCCACCCCCUGCUCUCUCUCAGGGAUGUGAAGGCAGGUAACAUCUUGCUGACUGAGCCUGGCCAGGUGAAACUGGGUGAUUUUGGCUCUGCCUCCAUCAUUGCCCCGGCCAACUCGUUCGUGGGCACGCCCUACUGGUGAGACACUGGUCUCCUCUGUUGUUUCUAUGGACAUUAUUGUAAGAUUGCCAACUCUAUUGAUGACAAUAGGGAUAUGAUCCAGAAGUAGGACAAAAUACCAAGGUUGUGUCCCAGAUGGCACCCUAUUCCCUAUAUAGUGCCACUACCACAGAGGCCCUGGUCAGAAGUAGUGCACUAUAUAGGGAAUAGGGCGUCGGUCGGAUGGGGGGGCGUGGGGAUCCCCCCCCCCCCCCCCCUUAAAUAUAUACAGUUGAAGUCGGAAGUUUACAUACACUUAGGUUGGAGUCAUUAAAACUUGUUUUUCAACUUCUCCACAAAUUUCUUGUUAACAAACUAUAGUUUUGGCAAGUCGGUUAGGACAUCUACUUUGCAUGACACAAGUCAUUUUUCCAACAAUUGUUUACAGACAGAUUAUUUCACUUAUAAUUCACUGUAUCACAAUUCCAGUGGGUCAGAAGUUGACUGUGCCUUUAAACAGCUUGGAUAAUUCCAGAAAAUGAUGUCAUGGCUUUAGAAGCUUAUGGUAGGCUAAUUUACAUCAUUUGAGUCAAUUGGAGGUGUACCUGUGGAUGUAUUUCAAGGCCUACCUUCAAACUCAGUGCCUCUUCGCUUGACAUCAUGGGAAAAUCAAAAGAAAUCAGCCAAGACCUCAGAAAAAAAAUGGUAGACUUCCACAAGUCUGGUUCAUCCUUGGGAGCAAUUUCCAAACGCCUGAAGGUACCACGUUCAUCUGUACAAACAAUAGUAUGCAAGUAUAAACACCAUGGGACCACGCAGCCGUCAUACCGCUCAGGAAGGAGACGCGUUCUGUCUCCUAGAGAUGAAUGUACUUUGGUGCGAAAAGUGCAAAUCAAUCCCAGAACAACAGCAAAGGACCUUGUGAAGAUGCUGGAGGAAACAGGUACAAAAGUAUCUAUAUCCACAGUAAAACGAGUCCUAUAUCGACAUAACCUGAAAGGCCGCUCAGCAAGGAAGAAACCACUGCUCCAAAACCGCCAUAAAAAAGCCAGACUACGGUUUGCAACUGCACAUGGGAACAAAGAUUGUACUUUUUGGAGAAAUGUCCUCUGGUCUGAUAAAACAAAAAUAGAACUGUUUGGCAAUAAUGACCAUCAUUAUGUUUGGAGGAAAAAGUGGGUUGCUUGCUAGCCGAAGAACACCAUCCCAACCGUGAAGCACGGAUGUGGCAGCAUCAUGCUGUGGGGGUGCUUUACUGCAGGAGGGACUGGUGCACUUCACAAAAUAGAUGGCAUCAUGAGGAAGGAAAAUGUUGUGGAUAUAUUGAAGCAACAUCUCAAGACAUCAGUCAGGAAGUUAAAGCUUGGUCGCAAAUGGGUCUUCCAAAUGGACAAUGACCCCAAGCAUACUUCCAAAGUUGUGGCAAAAUGGCUUAAGCACAACAAAGUCAAGCUAUUGGAGUGGCCAUCACAAAGCCUUGACCUCAAUCCUAUAGAACAUUUGUGGGCAGAACUGAAAAAGUGUGUACGAGCAAGGAGGCCUACAAACCUGACUCAGUUACACCAGCUCUGUCAGGAGGAAUGGGCCAAAAUUCACCCAACUUAUUGUGGGAAGCUUGUGGAAGGCUACCCGAAAUGUUUGACCCAAGUUAAACCAUUUAAAGGCAAUGCUACCAAAUACUAAUUGAGUGUAUGUAAACUUCUGACCCACUGGGAAUGUGAUGGAAUAACUAAAAGCUGAAAUAAAUCAUUCUCUCUAAUAUUAUUCUGACAUUGCACAUUCUUAAAAUAAAGUGGUGAUCCUAACUGACCUUUUUAAAUGUAUUUGGCUAAGGUGUAUGUAAACUUACGACUUCAACUGUAUAUACACUACUGGUCAAAGGUUUUAGAACACAUACUCAUUCAAGGGUUUUUCUUUAUUUUUACUAUUUUCUACAUUGUAGAAUAAUAGUGAAGACAUCAAAACUAUGAAACAACACAUAUGGAAUCAUGUAGUAACCAAAAAAGUGUUAAACAAAUCAAAACAUAUUUUAUAUUUGCGAUUCUUCAAAGUAGCCACCCUUUGCCUUGAUGACAGCUUUGCACACUCUUGGCAUUCUCUCAACCAGCUUCACCUGGAAUGCUUUUCCAACAGUCUUGAAGGAGUUCCCACAUAUGCUAAGCAUUUGUUGGCUGCUUUUCCUUCACUCUGCAGUCCCACUCAUCCCAAACCAUCUCAAUUUGGUUGAGGUCGGGAGAUUGUGGAGGCCAGGUCAUCUGAUGCAGCACGCCAUCACUCUCCUUCUUAGCCCAUAUAUUUUGUUGUAAUGUUUCAGUCACUCAAAUAUCACAUGAACACACAUUAGACAUGGCAAAAUAUAUAGAAUUAUAAGAAAAUUAGCUUUACAACUGCAACAUUUUCUCUGCACCCCAUGACAAAAUGUGUAGAAUUGCAGGAAAUAAGCUUUAAACCCGCAAAAUGUUCUCUUCACCAGAGGGAUGUGAACAGUUUGUGUCAAGAACAGUUCUUGUUAUCAUAGAAAUAGACAUGGCGUGCAGGGGGGUGCGGUAUGUUCCCCAAUGCUGGAAAGGGGGUUUGAGUGAAAAAAAUGUGGGAACCCCAUGGUAUAGGAUGCGUUCACAAAUUGCACUCUAUUCCCUAUAUAGUGCACUACUUUCUACCAGUGCCCAUAGGGCUCUGGUCAAAAGUAGACCACUAUGUUGGGAAUAAGGUGCCAUUUGGGAUACAGAAAUAGUUGUCUCACACUGGCUCCGAUGUGUUUUACCUCCGUACAGGAUGGCACCUGAGGUGAUCCUGGCCAUGGACGAGGGCCAGUACGACGGCAAGGUAGAUGUGUGGUCACUGGGCAUUACCGCCAUAGAGCUGGGUAAGCUAAGCACAGCCCAUAUAAUACACAUGUUCACAUGCAUACAAGCUUUUAAGGUGUAUGUAUGCCUAGUCUGAUAUAAAAAAAAAUUCCUCACUACUAUUAGUUUUCUUGCCAAUACUUUAUCUGUGCUUGAUUGAGCUUGCCUGGCACAAUGGAACAAAUUGCGUAGUCCAUGAAGUGCGAAACCCAGACUUUUGGCACUUUGAGCGUUUGAUUGUGUUUGCCCAAAGUAUUUAUGUAAAAUACCGUCUCAUAGUUGUUUUAACUGGGUUUUCUGUGUGAUCGGUCCAGAGGGGUUCCAAUUUAUGCGGUAGCGAGGUGUGGUGUAAACAGAGGAAGAGUCAGCUUUUUAUGUUGCAAAACUCUAAACGAUAUACACUAAAUAUACAAAAGUAUGUGGACACCCCUUCAAAUUUGGCUAUUUGUAAAAAAUCGAGCACACCGCCAUGCAAUCUCCAUAGACAAAUAUUGUCAGUAGAAUGGCUGACUAGCUCAGUGACUUUCAACAUGGCAUGUCAUAGGAUUAAAAAUAAAAUAAAAAAUAAAAUAAAAAUUGGAUGACACCUUUCUAACAAGUCAGUUCGUCAAGUUUGUGCCAUGCUAGAGCUGCCCCGGUCAACGGUAAGUGCUGUUAUUCUGAAGUGGAAACGUCUAGGAGCAACAACGGCUCAGCCGCGAAGUGGUAGGCCACACAAGGUCACAGAACAUGACCGCAGAGUGCUGAAGCGCGUAAAAAUUAUCUGUCCUCGGUUGCAACACUCACUACCGAGUUCCAAACUGCCUCUGGAAGCAACGUCAGCACAAUAACUGUUCGUGGGGAGCUUCAUGAAAUGGGAUUCAAUGGCCGAGCAGCCGCACACAAGCCUACGAUCACUAUGUGCAAUGCCAAGCGUCGGCUGGAGUGGUGUAAAGCUCGCCGCAAUUGGACUCUGGAGCAGUGGAAAUGCGUUCUCUUGAGUGAUGAAUCAUGCUUCACCAUCUGGCAGUCCGACGGACAAAUCUGGGUUUGGCGGAUGCCAGGAGAACGCUACCUGCCCCAAUGCAUAGUGCCAACUGUAAAGUGUGGUGGAUGAGGAAUAAUGGUCUGGGGCUGUUAUUCAUGGUUCGGGCUAGGCCCCUUACAAUUACAUUCUAGACGUUUCUGUGCUUCCAACUUUGUGGCAACAGUUUGGGAAGGCCCUUUCCUGUUCCAGCAUGACAAUGCCCCCGUGCACAAAGCGAGGUCCAUACAGAAAUUGUUUGUCGAGAUUGGUGUGGAAGAACUUGACUGGCCUGCACAGAGCCCUGACCUCAACCCCAUCGAACUCCUUUGGGAGUAAUUGGAAUGUCGACUGCGAGCCAGGCCAAAUCGCCCAACAUCAGUGCCCGACCUCACUUAUGCUCUUGUGGCUGAAUGGAAGCAAGUCCCCGCAGCGAUGUUCCAACAUCUAGUGGAAAGCCUUCCUAGAAGAGUGGAGGCUGUUAUAGCAGCAAGGGGGGGACCAACUCCAUAUUAAUGCCCAUGAUUUUAGAAUGAGAUGUUCGACGAGCAGGUGUUCACAUUCUUUUGGUCAUGUAGUGUAUUUAAUGUUCACAGAAUGGCACUCGGCCGGUUCAAGAAAGGAGAAACAAAAUCCAAGCCCGGUUCAGAGCACUUCACUUACAAACUAAAGAUCCUUUCGAUAAUCACCAAAUUAAAUAGUAUCUUUUGUGGCGUAACUUGGCUUUGGCCCGCAGCUAUGGGAAUCACUCACGCAAGUUCUUCCUCUUUUAAGCUGUUUGUCUUUCUCUCAAUGUCCUCUUCUGUCCUUUUAUCCUCUCUUCGUUCUAUAUUUCUCCUCAUUUCUUUGUCCGUUCCUUUCUCCCCCCGCGUCUCUAUUGUUCUCCUCUUUCUCGUGCGUAAUUGCCCCGUCCCUUCACCUGCGCCGGUAAUAAAGGGUGUGACGUCGGCGGGGAAUCCCGGAGUGGCCCCGCCCUUCUGACUCCCCUUGGCCCCCACACCUCUGGAUGGUUCAAACACCCCCGUCCUCAGAAUCAACCCAGCAGGUCGAGCACCAGCCGCUACGAGGGCGUCGCGGCAGGAUAGUGCGUCUGCGUUUCUGUGAUUGACCCAGGAUCUGUGGAUGAUAGAGAAGUUAAAGGUUGCAACCUGAAGAACCAUCUAGUUACCCUACUGUUAUUCUCUUUUUUUUUCUCGCCAUCCAGGUGAGUGGUGCAUGAUCAGUCACAAGAGUGAAUUUUCUUCCUAAUAGAUAUCUAAGAUAGUUGAGUGCCCAUUUUAUAGCCAGCCCCUCUUGUUCAACCGUGGCAUAUUUAUUUUCCCUCUCUGAGCUUACGGCUGAUUUAGGCUAUGGGGUGUUCGCCCUCUCCCGACAUCAGAGGCGUCCAUCUGUACAAUGAAGUCUCUGUCAAAGUCUGCCAAUAGCCUUUCGUGAGAUCUAGGGUAGUUAUGUAGCUCGCCUUUCCCAAUCGCUCUAUCAGCUCAUCUACCCUGGGCAUUGGGUAUGCGUCAAAUUUGGAGAUGUCCUUCAGGCCUCGGAAGUCGUUACAGAAUCUCACCGUUCCGUCUGGCUUCGGAACGAGAACUAUCGGACUUGACCAGGCACUGUGAGACGCAUCGAUAACUUCCCAACCCAGCAUCUCUCUCACCCCCUCUCUGACUAUUUUUCGUCGCGUAGCAGGGAUUCUGUAAGCCCUUAAGUUCACUCUCUUGCCUGGCUCUGUGUAUAUAUGAUGCUGGAUGAGAUCUAUAUUCCCUGGGAGGGCUGAGAAUACCUCCCGGUGUCGGUCCACUAGGGCCCGUAGGUCCUGCUCUUGCUGGUGCGUCAGCGACUUCCCCACCUGCACCUCUAGCGGGGAUUGAUCUUGUUGGGCUGUGGGAAGGGAGCAGAAUAUAACAUCUCCAUUUCUCUCGUGGUACUCCCUUCAUAAGGUUGAUGUGGUAUAGCUGUUCAGGUUUUCUACUACCUGGCUGCCUAACUCUGUAGUUUACAGGGGAUACUUUUGCUAUUACUUCGUACGGACCCCUCCAUUGCGCUAAGAACCUGUGUUCAGAUGUCAGAAUUAAAAGGAGUACCUUAUCUCCUACAUUAAAAAUUCAGGUCUGGGCAGUCCUGUUGUAGGCUGGCUGUUGCGCUUGCUGCUCGCUCUCAAUGUGUUCCUUCUCUAUUGGCCACACUGCGGCCAUCCGUUCUCGCAUUAGGGCGGCAUGUUCAGUCAGAGUUCUGUGGGGACACAGCUGGGCUUCCCAUGCCUCCUUGGUGAGGUCUAGGAUCCCUCGGCACGGCCUCCCAUAUAACAGUUUGAACGGGGAGAAGCACGUUGACGACUGGGGCAUCUCCCUAAGAGCAAAUAGCAAGUGAGGUAAUAACAUGUCUCAGUUCCUCCCGUCCUGUUCCACAACUUUUUUUAGCAUAGACUUUACUGUUUUAUUCAAGCGUUUGCAUAAACCAUCUGAGGAUGAUAUACGCUCGUGCGUAUCUGUUUAACCUGGUACAAGGCACACAAGUCUUUCGUUAUGCGGGACAUAAACGGGUCCCCUGGUCGGUCUAAAUAGAGGAGAGUAGGCUGACUCUGGAAAACAUCUAACUCUUUAGCAAUACCUUUAGUGGAUAAAUUACGCUUGGGAAUGGCUUCAGGGUAGAGUGUGGCAUAAUCGAUUACCACCUGUAUAUAUUCGUGCCCCCGGACUGAUUUGUGAAUAGGACCCACCAGAUCAUAGCUAUCCGCUCUAAGGGCGUUUCAACGAUGGGGAGGGGUAUGAGCGGAUUUCUGUUAUUGACUUUGGGGACAUUCUUUUGGUACUGUUCACAUGACUUACAGUACUUCUCUACAUCACUUGUAAUGUGGGGCCAGUAGAAUCUACUCAUGAUGCGCUCCUUAGUUUUGUCUACUGCCAAGUGGCCUCCCAACACAUGUGAAUGCGCCAGGUAAAGUACCGUGUCUCUAUAUGCUCUAGGCACCAUUAAGAGCUCUAGCAAUUCUGUCCAUCACCAGUGUUUCGAUGACUGCCCUGGAUCCUUUUUCUAUUUCAAGCCAACCGCUGGUCAGCCGUAUUAGUUGGUAUAUUUGGGCUCUCACUGACUCGUUGCUAUCGAAGGUCCACGCGUGGAAACUCUUGGCCUGUGCCCGUGGAUUCAGACAGUAACGGGAUAAGAUUUCGGCCUUUAAUUUCUUUUAGUCCACUGCUUCUGCAGAAUCCAGGUCGAAAUAUGCAGCCUGCGCACGCCCGGACAGAAAGGGGGCUUGCAUCCCUGCCCACCGCUCCGGGGCCCAUAGUUCUCUUACUGCUGACCUCUCGAAUGAAAGCAGAUAGACCUCAUUGUCAUCCUGUUCUUGUAGCCUAGGUAUAUGGGUCCUCACUCCAGGCUUACUGUCCUCCCUGCCUGAGCCAAUCUGGCCACUUAAAUUCUCAAGAGGUCUGUGCUUUCCUUUUGCGCAAUGGCGCACGUAGCCAACUGUUUUAACAAUGCGGCGUCCAUCCUUAAUAUAACAUAGUAACUCUGUCACCACUUCUAGUGCCCGCAUUCUCCACCACUGUGAUCAGUCCAGAGGGGUUCUGAUCUAUACAGUAGCGAGGGGUGGUGUAAACCGAGGAAGUCUGCUUUUAAAGUUGCAAAAUCAAAAUUAUAUAUUUAAUGUUCACGGAAUGGCACUCCUUAUUUCUUUGUCCGUUCCUUCCCCCCCAUAUCUCCAUUGUUGUCCUCUAUUUCUUGUGCGUAAUUGCCCCCGUCCCUUCACCUAUGCCGGUAAUAAGGGGUUUGUUCAGGGAAUCCUGUAAUGUCGGCGGGGAUUCCCGGAGUGGCCCCGCCCCUCUGAAUGGUGCACACCUGUAUUUUAUGUUACAAAUCUGGCCUAGAGUGUGUUUUGAUGUUUUAUGUCUCCUGAACUUUGUCUCUGUCUCUCUCUCUAUGCAGCGGAGAGGAAGCCGCCUCUGUUCAACAUGAAUGCUAUGAGUGCCUUAUACCACAUCGCCCAGAACGAGAGUCCCGUUCUGCAGUCCAAUCACUGGUGAGCAACUGACUGAGCACAGAGGAGGGUCUUGUGCCCUCUUUUUGUUUGGUGUCAAUGUACUUUCUGGGUAGCCUGGUCCCAGAUCUGUUUGUGCUGUAUGGCCUCCUCCUAUGACAAUGAUCUUAGGACUUGGCUAUGCAGCACAAACAGAUCUGUGACCAGGCUACUUUCUGAGGACAAUAUGAGCCAUUGGUGUACAUCAGGGGUGUCAUACAUACAGCCUGCUGGCAAAAUGAGUUUGACACUCCUGGUGUAGAUGAGUACCGUUUUAUAGUGUGACUGUGAAUAGUUUUUCAUUGUUUGGUCUCAUUGUCCUUUCCAGGUCUGAUUAUUUCCAUAACUUUGUGGACUCGUGUCUGCAGAAGAUCCACCAGGACAGACCUACCUCUGACGUGCUGCUGAAGGUAAACGUUAUCUCUCGGUCUACGUUUCCUCUUUAAAAAUAAAGUAAUUCAAAGUUUAAGAAAGUCUGAAGAAGGCACUACACAAACAGGUGUGUAGUGCCUCAUGUAGAAACCAAGGAAUGGUCAUGAACUCUUUACCCAUUAAUAAUAUCAGAGGUGGCCAAAAGAGGUGCUGUGAUUCCUUAUUCUCAUAAUGACAAAGAAGCAUCUCUUCAAUGGCUCCAGUUUGAAGUGAACCUUAACUCGCCAACAGCUCCAAGUGGCACCAUCAGGUAGAAAUGACGUCCUUACAACCAGAAUUGGUUGAACGUUAUAAUCUGUCAUUGCAACCAGUUUUGCCCACUAGGCUAAUGGUUGAUACAUUAAACCAACAAAUAUGGCAUUGAUUGACAUGACGUCAUUACAACCAGAAACUAUGUGAAAUUAUGUAAUUCUAACAUCAUUCCGACCAGUUUUGCCUGCUGGAAUAACCUUAAAAUCCAUUCUCCCUUUCCCUCAGCACAAUUUCCUAUGCAGAGAGCGUCCCCACACGGUGGUGAUGGACCUGAUAGCUCGCACCAAAGACGCGGUGCGGGAGCUGGACAACCUGCAGUACCGCAAAAUGAAGAAGAUCCUUUUCCACGAGGCCCUCAACGGGCCCCAGCCCGAGGGAGGGGAGGAGGAGGAGGUAUGAGGAGGGAGGGAGGUGGUAAGGAGGGAGGGGACAGGGGGGGUGAUGAGGGAGGGGGGGGAGGUGGUAAGGGGGGGUGAUGAGGAAGAUGGUGGUAAGGAGGGAGGGGUGAAGGGGGGUGUAAUGAGGGAGAUGGUAGGGAGGGGAGAAGGGGGGGGUGAUGAGGGAGGUGGUGGUAAGGAGGUGGGGGUGAAGGGGGAGGGGAGGAGGUGGUAAGGAGGGGAGGGGGGGUGAUGAGGGAGGUGGUGGUAAGGAGGGUGGGAGGGGUGAAGGGGGGGGUGAAAGAGGUGGUGAUAAGGAGGGAGGGGUGAAGGGGGGUGUGAUGAGGAGAUGGUAAGGAGGGAGGGGAGAAGGGGGGGGGGGCAGGAGGAGGUGGUAAGCAGGUAGAGGGGGGUUGAUGAGGGCGGGAGGAGGUGGUAGAAAGAAGGGAGGAGGAGAGAAAUGGCAUAAAAAAAGGGAGGUAACAAGGGAGAGGGGGAGAAAGUGAACUUGGAGGAGAGGCGGUAGAGAGGGAUGAACAAGUGAGAGACUAUAGCGGUGGGGGAGAGAGAAAGCGGGGAGGACAUGGAGAUGUUACAUAGAGGGAGAAAAUGAGCUGGUAGUAGGGAGAGAGGAGGAGGAAGGAGGAGAGUAGUAACAGUUGGCCACUUAGCCAUGGAGCCGAGGAUGAUAUAGGACCAGAACCUAAAUAAAAAAGGAGGAUGAGUGGAGUGAGGAGGGGGAAGACACAGACUACAGAACGCACUGGUCUUAAUUUAGAGGAAGAGGAUUGGCAUUAGCAUCCAUCCUGUCUUUGCAUAGCAUACGUCACCACAGUAUAGUCCAACAUUGUGUGCGUCGACACAUUGAAUGACCUCUCAUCCCCAAUACUAAUAACUUUGAUCUCUUCAGGAGUUUUUAAACUUUGUUUCCAUUGAACAUGCCAUACAAAUAAAGGCAUUUUAAUUAAUUAUAUGAAGAGUGCCUUGGUCCUCCUUUCUUUUUGAUGACCCUUCAGGAUCUAAUUGUGUUCCCCCAGGGUCUUGCAUAGGAAACACAGGAGGGGGUGUGUGUGUGUGUGUGUGUGUACAUACAAGGUCUGUGUUUUGGUGUUGGUGUGUAUAGGUGUAUGUAGGCUAGCUAUGCAUUUGAGUGCGUAUGUGUGCGUAUGUCAUCACCACUUCUUCUAACCACCAUCCCUCUGCCUCUGUCUCCAGGACGUGGAGCAGUACAUGCUGCGGACGGGUACAGUCAACAGCAUGGAGAGCUCCCAUUCGCUGCCUUCCAUGUCCAUCAGCGCAAGCUCCCAGAGCAGCUCGGUCAACAGCCUGGCGGACGGUUCGGACGACAGCGGCGAGAUGGCCAUGAUGCAGGAGGGCGAGCAAACAGUCACCUCCAACAGCUCAGUCCUGCACAAGCCCCUGGUCAGUUGGGACUUACCUUUUAGACAUUAGUCACAGCAGUGUUUCCUUUAGACUAUUUUUCCCAAGGCGGGGGGCAUAAGAUAAGAACCCCCCCAAUUUGCCCAAAGCGUCACCCCAAGUCCUAUUUCACAAUUUUGUCACAGUAUGUGACAAAAUUGCUGUAUGCUGUAUGAGGGGGAUAAACGGUUACUACACUGAACAAAAAUAUAAACGCAACAUGUAAGGUGUCCAUCAGGACAAAAAACGUAUUUCUCUCAAAUUCAUUACACAGGUGCACCUUGUGCCGGGGACAAUAAAAGGCCACUCUAAAAUGUGCAGUUUUGUCACACAACCCAAUGCCACAGAUGUCUCAAGAUGAGGGAGCGUGCAAUUGGCAUGCUGACUGCAGGAAUGUCCACCAGAGCUGUUGAAUGUUAAUUUCUCUACUAUAAGCCGGCUUCAACGUCAUUUUAGAGAAUUUGGCAGUACGUCCAACUGGCCUCACAACUGCAGACAACGUGUAACCACGCCAGCCCAGGACCUCCACAUCCGGCUUCUUCACCAGCGGGAUCGUUUGAGACCAGCCACCUGGACAGCUAAUGAAACUGUGGGUUUGCGCAAUUAAAUAGGUUUUGCACAAACUGUCAGAAACCGUCUCAGGGAAGCUUAUUGCGUGCUCGUUGUCCUCACCAGGAUCUUGACCUGACUGCAGUUCGCUGCAUGAGGCAAAUGGUGGUCACACCAGAUACUGACUGGUUUUCUGAUCCACGCCCCUUUUUGUUGCUCUGAUUUUUUAAAAAACUGUAAAUUUAAGGUUUUACCUCAAUUUAGUUUACCACAGAAAUGGCUCACUAGUGGCUAACUAGUUACUAUUCCCCCACCCCCAGAUCGAUUCCACAAUGCAACAUAUGAUUUACACAGCAACGAUUUGUCUCUCUCUGUACUUCAGAGCCAUGACAACAUCUAUGACGACCCCUACCAGCCCGAGCUGGACGCCCAGCAGCAGCCCCCGUCGUCACGGGGUGAGGGAAGAGAAGGAGGCGGCGGCGGGGGAGGAAUUGGCAGGCGGAGGGGACACCGCAGCCGAGACCACUUUGCCACCAUCCGGACAGCAUCGCUGGUGACCCGGCAGAUCCAGGAGCACGAGCAGGGGUCGGCGCUGAGGGAGCAGAUGUCCGGGUAGGAGAGCUUUUAUGGAACGACCAAUACAAAGAGCCCGUUUGGAAUUAGAAGGCAAAGGAUUGGGUAGUCCAUAGAAAUCAAGAUAAGUACACUCCCCUCAAUAUGUAUUUGGACAGUGAAGCUAAAAUGUACAAUUUGGCUCUAUACUUCAGUAUUGUAGAUAUGCUGUACCGUCAUCUAAUAUGUAACAUUCUAUCUUCUUUUAUUUGAGUGUAUUUUCAUACAUAUCUGUUUUACCGUUUAGAAAUGAAAGCACUUUAUGUAUCUAGUCCCCCUCAUUUUGGAGAAGUGAUAAGUAUUUGGACAAAUUCCCUUAUAGUGUAUAAAAGUAGUCAAAAGUUUAGUAUUUGGUCCCAUAUUCCUUGCACGCAAUGACUCUACAAACUUGUUGGAUGCAUUUGCAGUUUGUUUUGGAUUAUGUUUUGCCCAAUAGGAACUAAAUGGUGAAUAAUGUCUUGUGCCAUUUUGGAAGAAUAGAAGAUGUUUCUGAACACUUCUACAUUCAUGUGGAUGUUACCAUGAUUAUGGGUAAACAUGAAUGAAUUGUGAAUAAUGCUGAGUGAGAAGGUUACAGAUGCACAAAGGUCAUUCCCCCCCAAAAUACUAACCUCAACUGUUAUUGGUAAUGGUGAGAGGUUAGCAUGUUUUGUUGUAGCCUCUGUAACCCCACUCACUCAUUAUUAUUCAUGAUUCAUUCAUGGUUUUUCUUAAUCAUGGCAUUAUCAGGAUUAAUUUAGAAGUGUUCAAAAACGUCUUAUCUACUCACUUUAAAAAAUAUUACUCCAGUUAUCAUUCACCAUUCAGUUAAUAUUGGGCAAAACAUAACCCAAAACACAACCAAAACAAACUGCAAAUUCAUCCAAUGUCACACGCUGGAUGUAGUUGUGUACAAGUAAUAUGGUACCAACUACAAAACAUUUGACUACUUUAAUACCCUAUAAGUGAAUUUGCCCAAAUACUUAUGACUUCUUCACAUGGGGGGACUAGAUAUAUAAAGUGCUUACAUUUCUGAACGGUACAGCGGAUACGUUUAAAUAUACUCUCAAAUAAACAUUCUGUACUGUCGCCACAUAUGAAACUUAAACAUUAAAAUUAAACAAUUUAGCUUCACUGUCCAAAUACAUAAUAAUAAUAAUAAUAAUAUGCCAUUUAGCAGACGCUUUUAUCCAAAGCGACUUAGUCAUGCGUGCAUACAUAUGGAGAGGAGUGUACUUGUAUAGUAUUAUUCAGAGGUACUCACUACUAGUGUUCUCACGAUACUCGAUACCAAAACAAUCCCCCAAGGCAAAAAAAUUAAGCGGAGAGCAGGACUGAUUUUUCUGGUUUAACCCAAAAUCCCACUUUUUAAAAAUAGAAAAACAACAAAAUUGAUGUUCUAAGUCCACAACAACGCUUAAACCACAUCGGGACCACUUUUGAGGUCUGGGAAAAAUCUUAAAGUUAGUUUUUUUUGUGUAGUUACCCUUUAAUUCAAUUGGCAUGCACUUAACACUUAUUUGGUUAGCAAUGUUUUAUGUAGCGCACUUGGAGUUUGCAAAACAAAUGGCCACUGAAUUGAUGCAAAUAAUCUUGAAUCUGACAGGUAGGCUACUUUGUUGUUAGCUUUUAAUUGAGAAGGAUUUUGGGAAAGGCUUUUCAUCUACCCGAAGACGGUUAUAGCUAACGGCUACAUAAAGUGGUAGACAUACGCGUACCGCACACACACAGACGGGUGCAUUCCCGUGCCGUUGCCUCUUCAGAAAGUUGCAGGGAAUAAGAAUCACUAAUGCAUUCUGUUCAUGUCUUAUGAUAAACUUGGGCAAAUGAAUACAUUCAAAGUUCAAUACAUUUAGUUUAUUUCCAAAUGUGAGACAUUUGAUAGAAUAACAAAGUAACAGAACCGUUUUUCGUUUAGUAUUGAAGAAGUACAGAAGUUUCGGUGUACCAUGCAACACUGUUUGCGACUUGAUCUAGCCACGCUGUGACGCACAAAAGUGGAUACCUAGCGGCCAUAACUGGUUGAAAUUAUUUGUAAAAAUCAUUACAACGAAAUGACAACAUUAGGGUUGUAAACUGGUUGUAUUGAUGUCAUUUCAACCAGCUUAACCCACUGGUAAUAAAUGUGCUAAAUACUAAUUUGUGGUUAGAAAGCAGUUAAUGGAACUAUAUAAAAACGACCGGCACAGUUGGCUGUACUGGUUGUUGUCAAGGGCUGCCUAGUUAUUGGUAAAAGAUCUGAUCUGAUUGGUCAAAAGACCAAUUAGUGGCAAAAUAUUAGAAUAGGCUGCUUAUGUAAAUGCCCAUUCCAGUUGGCUGUACUGGUUUUUGACAUACUUUUCUCGUGUCAAAUCCUCCUUUACCCCAUCCCAGGUAUAAGCGCAUGCGGCGGCAGCACCAGAAGCAGCUGAUGGGCCUGGAGAACAAGCUGAAGGCAGAGAUGGAUGAGCAUCAGCUGAGGCUGGACAAGGAGUUGGAGAACCAGAGGAACAGCUUUGGAGGGGAGGGGGACAAGCUGAGCAAGAAGCACCAGGCUAUCCUGGAGAAGGAGGUGAGGGAGGGAUUGAGGGAUGGGGAAGGAGGUAGGUGGGGACAUCCUCAGCAAAAAGCACCAGGCAAUCCUGGAGAAGGAGGUGAGGGAGGGAUGGAGGGAUAGGGAGGGAGGUAGGUGGGGACAUCCUCAGCAGAAAGCACCAGGCAAUCCUGGAGAAAGAGGAUUGUGAGGGGAUGGGGACAAACUGAGCAAGUAGCACCAAGCCAUCCUGGAGAAAGAAGUGAGGGAGGGAUAGGAAGGGAAGGAGGAGUUGGGAAGGUGGGGACAACCUUAGCAAGAAGCACCAGGUUGUAGAAAGAGGUAAAGGUGGGGGGGGGGGGGGGGGGGGGGGGGGUAGACAGGAAUGGAAUGAGAUGGAAGUAAACGUCAAAAGAAAAGAGGAGAGGGUAUUGGCCACGGCGACAGGGUGCGGCUAUCCCAGGAUCUCAAGGUACAUUUGUAGGCCAAAGUUUUAAGUAGAUAGUCAAGCUGAAUAGAAGGUCUAGAUUUUUGGGGUUUAGCUCUAUUCUUACCCAGCUUAUGGCCUUGUGUGGUUGGUUUUCAGACCAAGGCAGCCCUGGCUGAGGAGAAGAAGUUCCAGCAGCACAUCCUGGCCCAGCAGAAGAAGGAACUGACCAGCCUGCUGGAAUCCCAGAAACGCCAGUACCGCGCACGCAAGGAGCAGCUCAAAGAGGUACAACCAUACUGCAACUACACACCAACCAUACUGCAAUUACUCACCAACCAAUAAUCCAUCUACUAGGGCUGCAUGAAAUGACCAAAUAUCGCAAUUUGACAUGCGAUAUGGAUCAAAUCACUUGGAUAAACUGUCCAUAACACAUAUGGAAUCAUAUAGUAACCAAAAAAGUGUUAAACAAAUCAAAACAUAUUUUAUAUUUGCGAUUCUUCAAAGUAGCCACCCUUUGCCUUGAUGACAGCUUUGCACACUCUUGGUAUUCUCUCAACCAGCUUCAUGAGGAAUGCUUUUCCAACAGUCUUGAAGGAGUUCCCACAUAUGCUGAGCACUUGUUGGCAGCUUUUCCUUCACUCUGUGGUCCAACUCAUCCCAAACCAUCACAAUUGAGUUGAGGUCGGGUGAUUGUGGAGGCCAGGUCAUCUGAUGCAGCACUCCAUCACUCUCCUUGGUCAAAUAGCCCUUACACAGCCUGGAGGUGUGUUUUGGUUCAUUGUCAUGUUGAAAAACAAUUGAUAGUCCCACUAAGCGCAAACCAGUCCAACAUUUCAAAUUUGGACUAAUCAGACCAAAGGACAGAUUUCCACCGGUCUGAUGUCCAUUGCGCGUGUUUCUUGGCCCAAGCAAGUCUCUUCUUCUUAUUGGUGUCCUUUAGUAGUGUUUUCUUUGCAGCAAUUCGACCAUGAAUGCCUGAUUCACGCAGUCUCUUCUGGACAGUUGAUGUUGAGAUGUGUCUGUUAAUUGAACUCUGUGAAGCAUUUAUUUGGGCUGCAAUCUGAGGUGCAGCUAACUCUAAUGAACUUAUCCUCUGCAGCAGAGGUAACUCUGGGUCUUCCUUUCCUGUGGCGGUCCUCAUGAGAGCCAGUUUCAUCAUAGUGCUUGGUUUUUGCGACUGCACUUCAAGAAACUUGAAUUUUCCGUAUUGACUGACCUUCAUGUCUUAAAGUAAUGAUGGACUACAAAUUCUACAAAUUAACUUUUAACAAGGCACACCUGUUAAUUGAAAUGCAUUCCAGGUGACUACCUCAUGAAGCUGGUUGAGAGAAUGCCAAGAGAGUGCAAAGCUGUCAUCAAAGUGAAUGGUGGCUACUUUGAAGAAUCUCAAAUAUUAUUUGUUUAACACUUUUUUUUGGUUACUACAUGAUUCAAUAUGUGUUAUUUCAUAGUUUUGAUGUCUUCACUAUUAUUCUGCAAUGUAGAAAAUGAAAUAAAGAAAAACCCUUGAAUGAGUAGGUGUGUCCAAACUUUUGACUAGUACUGUAUAUACACAAAACUAAAUAAAUAAAUAUCACAACAUACUAUCCCUUCUCUCCCACACCCUCUCAUAUCCCUUGUUGGCCAAGAUUCUUACUCCUGAAAAAAAGGAAAUUUAAAGGCUGCCAUCUCAAGAAAAUGUUAUCAGGACAACCUCUGUGUAUUACAUUUUUUCGAGGUGUAGAAAAUACAGAUCUUUCAACCAGGCUGAUACAGUGGGAGGUUUGGAGGAUUUCCAAUUAAGCAAGAUCUGCUGGCGGGCUAUGAGGGACGCAAACGCUACAACAUCUGCUUUACUUUGAGUGAAACUAGGCAACAAAGAUGGAACUCCAAAUAUAGCUAUCAAAGGACAAGGUUGCAGGUCUAUAUCUAGAAUUUUAGAGAGAGUAUUAAAAAAGGAUGACCAAGACAGUUUAGAAAAUGAAUAAAACAUAUGGGUGUGGUCUGCCGGAUUGAUUGAACAUCUAUCACGUGUCAUUUGUGUCCGGGAGGAAUUUUCUUUGGUGUACUGAAUUCUGUGCAAGACCUUGAACUGAAUUAAACUUAACCGAGCACAUGAGGAUGUGGAGUUAACCCUAAGAAGGGCCUCCUCCCACCAGUCAUCUGUAAAUUCAAGUUCACUACUCCAGUCUGUCUUGAUUUUGUUUAUUGGAAAGAGAAAGCAUAAUGUCAUAUAAUCUAGAAAUCAGACCCUGCCAAAUCCACGGCAGGGACAAAAUCUCUUCUAGCAACAUCUUGGGAGGUAGUUGAGGAAAGGUAGGAAAAUGAGAGCGAACAAAGUUACGGGCUUGAAAAUAGUGGAAAAGAUUAGAAUGAGCCAGAUUACAUUUAGCUACGAGAUCAUUAAAACUGUCAAACUUCCCAUCUAAAAAUACAUAUUUGAAACAUACCAAAGCUCUCUUACGCCACAAAACAAAAGCCUGGUCGAGUUUGGAGGGUAAAAAUAGGUAGUUGUUACAAAUAGGGUUUAGAAGAGAAGGAGCAAAAAGUCUAAAAUGUUGACAACUGUCUCCAGAUCUUGAAAGUAGAGAGCACAAUGGGGUUUCCAGUAUACUUUGAAGGACACAAGGACAGUGGGGCACAAGAGCAGAAAUGGAGGAUGAUUGGCAGGAGUGUGCUUCUAAUGAGCACCAGUUGGUACUCGGAGCAUUACACCAGACCAUAAACUUUUGAAUAUUGGCUGCCCAACAGUAAAGCGCCAAUCCUCCAUCUUGUCUCCUUCUUUUAAGUAUUGCUCUACGUAUCCUAGGUGAUUUUCCUGCCCAGAUAAAAUGACUGAUGAGCCUAUCCAACUUGGUAAAAAUGAUUUCGGCAGAAAGAUCGGAAGACAUUGAAAAAGGUACAGAAACCUAGGUAAAAUUUUAAUUUUAACAGAUUGGAUUAUUCCAGCUAAGGAGAGAGGCAGACUAUCCCAGCGUUGUAUGUCUGCUUUAACUCGUGUGACUAGACUUGCAAAGUUAGUUUUAUGGAGGUUAGCCAGAGAAUGUGUUAUAUUCACACCUAAAUAGGAAAAAUCAGAGGGCGACAGACAAAGGCAGGGCUCCAGGGGGAAUUAGCUUGGCAGCGGGGUUGAUUGGAAAACAUUCACUUUUCUGAAUGUUCAAUUUGUAACCUAAGAAUGAUCCAAAUGUGUUUAAAAUAUGCAGUAUGUUAUCGACAGAGUUCACAGGGUUAGUGAUAUAUAAUAGUAGAUCAUCUGCAUACAGUGACACUUUGUGUUCUUCACCAGCUCUGUGAAUGAUCAUUUUAAGGCCAUGGAAAGCGGUUCUAGCGCAAGUGCAAAAAGGAGCGGGGACAUGAGACACCCUUGACUGGUCCCUCUGGAGAGGGGGAAGUAUUUUGAGAGUUGGUGUGUACGCUAGCCGUAGGAGCAGAAUAGAGCAUGAGAUGAAAUUGGACCCAAAACCAAAUCUUCCCAAAAUCGUAAAUAAAUAAUCCCACUCCACCCGGUCGAAAGCCUUCUCCGCAUCAAGAGAAACAACAAUUUUGGGGUCUGGAGAGACAGGAGGAGAGAGUAUGAUGUUCAAAAGACUGCGUACAUUGGAAAACAGUUGUCGCCCUUUGAUGAAACCUGUUUGAUCAUCAGAUAUGACAUCCUGAAGGCAGGGUUCCAAUCCGCAUGGUAGAACCUUAGCUAAUAGUUUAACAUCAGCGUUCAAAAGUGAAAUGGGCCAAUAUCCACCACAUUCUGCCAGAUCUUUAUCUUUCUUGAGUAUAAGUGAGAUGGAGGCUUGAGUUAGCGUCGGGGGGAGAGAGCCCUGUGAUAACAAGUCGGUGAACAUAUCUAAUAGUAAUGAGGUGAGUUGAUCUGACCAUUUUUUAUAAAAAUCGACAGGGAAGCCAUCAGGGCCUGGGGCCUUGCCACUUUGCAUUAACUUUAGACCCUUUGUUAUCUCAUCUAGAUGCAGAGGGUUAUCCAGAACUUUACUCAUGUCCAUAUCAAUGGAUGGAAUAUCCAAGUUUAUCUAAAAAGUAGUCCAUAGCCGUUUUAUCUGAUGGGGGUUCGGAUUUGUAGAGGUUAGAAUAAAAUGACACAAGUUGAAUUAAUAUUAGAGGGAUCACUUGUAAGACUAUGGGAAGAGUCAUAUACCUUAGAGAUGAGAUGCUGACUGGCGUUGUAAGUUGGCGUGCCAAAAGGCGGCUGGCCUUGUCACCAUAUUCGUAGUACGUCCCCUUUGUUCGUUGCAACAGAAACUCUGCUUUGUCAGUGGAAAGCAGAUUAAAUUGAGUUUGAAGUUUCAGCCUCUGCGUAUAAUUCAUGGGAUGGUGAAGUUGAAUAUUGGCGGUCUAUUUCCAGGAUUGAGUCCACAAGUUCUUGACGUUUCAGUUUUCUUUGUUUGACAUAAUGAGCAUUGUAAGAAAUUAUUUCCCCAUAAUACAACUUUGAAAGUCUCCCAAAGAAGAGAGGGGGAGGUGUUGUCAUUUUUAUUAGUUUGAAUUAAUACAUCUGUUGGUUGAAAUAAAGUCACAGAAUUCUUUGUUAGACAAUAGGGCCGUGUUAAAUCUCCAAUUCAACUGUUUUUUUGCGUUCGGAGAAAGAGCUAAGUCCAGAAUGUGAGGGGAAUGGUCCGAAAUUACUAUAGCAGAAUAUUCUGUUGUUUUAACUGAGGGAGAAGGGCUCUAUCUAACCGUAGUGCAACUGCUUACCAACCAAACCGUAGCCAUACUGUAACAAUUCACCAACCAUACUGCAACCAAACCAGCAAUUACUCGCCUACCAUACCGCAACCCCUAACAAACCACACCACAGCCAUACUGCAACUACUGACCAACCAUACUGUAAUUACUCACUAACCACAUUGUAGCCAUGAUGUAACUACUCACCAACCAUACUGUAAUUACUCACCAAUCAUACUGCAACCACUCAUAGCUGAGAAGUACAGCUACUCACCCAAAUCAUCUGACUGUUAACAAUGGCCGUUAACAAAGAUACAGCCAUAUACCAACCACGCAGCAACCAUUAUUAACCCCUGCCAAAACGCAUGCCACCACUAUACCUUAAUCACAAGCUAUUAUAUUGACCUAUCAAGUGGUGGUGUCACGCUCUGACCCUUCCUCCUGCUGUAUUUCCCAGGAACUGAACGAGAACCAGUUGACCCCCAAGCGGGAGAAGCAGGAGUGGCUGGUGCAUCAGAAGGAGUGUCUCCAGCAGCUGCAGGCGGAAGAGGAGGCGGGGCUCCUGCGCCGCCAGAGGCAGUACUACGAGUUGCAGUGUCGCCAGUACAAGAGGAAGAUGCUGCUGGCGCGCCACAACCUGGAGCAGGACCUACUCCGAGAGGUAUAGUACUUCAACAGUACCCAUAACAAAUAAAUAUUUCAGGUGACCUAGCAAUAGAGCUGUUUCAGAGUUCCACAAGGCUCUGGUCUCGGACUACUACUCUUCUCAUUAUAUAAUAUAUAUAAGGGUUAAAGUUCUCCGUCACUGCGACUGAUUUUUUUUAGUUGAUUAGAUAGAUUUUUUUAUUAGAUUUUUUUUCAAUGUUGAAAAGGACUGGAAUUGGUCAAACGCGCUGUUUAAUACAUGUACAAAAUGAUCCUCUGUCCCUAAAAGCAUGAUGGUCAUAACCUCGGUUUCAUGUAAAAAAAAGUUAACUUGGCCCCAGACAAUCGAUAUGAGAUCGACUUAAGUUUCAGUCAUGGGAUUUGUUUUUUCUUUAACCCCGAUAUAAUGCUACCUCUGUGAUGUUAUAUAGUACAGCACUAAUGCCUAAUACCCCAACAGGCAAAAAUGACAUAUUUGGGUUGUUAUCUGGUCAGAUUCUCUCCAUAUGUCUUUCUCUACCCUCAUCCAUUUCUCUCUCCUUUCUUCCUUCUCCAUCCAGGACCUGAACAAGAAGCAGACGCUGAAGGACCUGGAGUGCGCAAUGCUGCUGCGCCACCACGAGUCCACCCAGGAGAUGGAGUUCCGGCAGCUGGGCUCGGUGCAGCGCACGCGGGCCGACCUGAUCCGCACCCAGCACCAGACGGAGCUCACCAAUCAGAUGGAGUACAACAAGCGACGCGAGCAGGAGCUGAGGCAGAAGCACGCCGUGGAGGUCCGCCAGCAGCCCAAAAGCCUCAAAGUGAGUGAGAGCGAGACCCCCAGUACCCAGAACCAGCCACCUCCAGAGGAGGAGGACAGGGGGGACGAGGGCCAGGAGACAGGGGGGCAAAGGGGAGCCCAGGCUGGGGCUGAGGGGGUGGAAGAGGUGGGAGUAUGUGAAACCAAAGAGGAAAUGAAGGAGGGAAACGAAGCAGAGGUUAGGAAAGGUUUUGAAGGAGGGAUUGAAAAGGUGGUGAGAGACCAAAGUGGAGAUGGAGAGAUUGAGAAGGGAGAAGAGGAGGAGGUGGGGGAUGAGGUUUGCUCCAGUGUAGAAACAAAGGUUGAAGUAGAGGAGGAGGAGAAGAGCGAGAAAAGCGAAUAUGACGAGGGUCAAGAAGUUGAGGAGUGGAAAGCGGGGGAGGGAGAAGGAGAGCUAAGGCAGGUGGAGGGAGUGCAGUGGGGGGAGAGGGAUGAGGAAGACGAAGCGAGAUACGUUCUCGAUGAUGACGAUGAGGAGGAGGAUAGGGGCGUGGCAGACGGCUGUCCGUCUGAGCAUUUCUCCUCCCCAUCCCUGGAACGGAAGCGUGUCCGCGAGCAGCGCAAGGCGGACGAACUCUCUGAGUUCUACUUCCCCGACACCCUUGAGGAACUCGAGCCUCUUCACCUCUCUGCCCCUCCCCCUUCUCCGCCCCCCGUCCCCUCUUCCUUUCCCUCCCUCUUCUCUCAUUCCAUCUGCCUCCUCCUCUCUCUCUCUGCCGCCGUCCAGCCCUCCAACCUCACCUUCCUCCUACUCUCAGUCUUCCUCCUCUCCCUUCGUCGCUCUCCCCCUCUCCCCUCGCUGGCCUCCCUCCUCCUCUCGGGCGAGCUCGCCCUCCUCGCCCUCUUCUUCUCCUACCUCUUCCUCCGCUCCUGCUGCUCCCUCUCUCUCUCCACCUACCUGUCCCUCACUCUGUGGGCAUGCGGCCUCUUCAGCCUGGGCCUCUCGCUGAGCCUGGGUCUCUAUUACGUCCCCGUGGCCCUGAUCUCUGCCUCCUUCCUCAGCUCGCCGUCCCUCUUCCUCUCCCUCUACCUUGUGGUGGUGCUGGUGGUGCGGCCGGCACGCGUCUUCCUACAAAACGCCCCCCGUAAACUCAACCGUCUGUGGAUGAGGUUCCUCUUUCGCCUCCCCCGCCCACUCUUCAACAUCUGCCAGUCUCUCUUUGGGGGCCUGGCGGAGCGCAGCCUCUAUGACAUGUUCCCCAAGGCCGGGCGCAACUGGGGCGGGCGCCAGUCCAAAAUCCCUGUGCCCCUAAAGAGCCUGCCCUUAGAGCGCCUGGCGGGCAGGGGCCACGAUGGCUCGCCCCUUGCCACGUGCCUCCUCUGGGUCAGGCGUUUUGUCAGACGGCCCCUAGGGGUCCUCGCCGACCUGGCCAACUCGGUCGUGCUAAGGCUAGCUAGCAGGGUCCUUAAAGAGCUGCCCCCGGAGUGCCUGAGCAGACUUCGUACAUUCGGUCUGCUGAGAGUGGAGAAACCUAGCAGGCUGCCCAGGCUACUGCCUAGGGAGAUCAGAGAGCAGAAACAGAAGGAGAGGAGGAAGAGCGAGAGGGAGAGGCAAAGAAGGGAGGAGAGAGAGUGUAUUUUCAGAGAUGAGGGAAGGUGGGAAUGCGGGUUGAGACGAACAUCAUCUGGGCGGAGUGUGAGGGGUAAAGUGCGACCAUGGAGAUAGUAAGAGAGGGAGAGAGUUAGGGAGUUGGAUAGUGUGUGUGCAUUCCAUCGAUCACUGUCUGACCAUCAUGUGCGUUUGUUUCCUGACUCGCACGGUUUUGGGGUCCAUUUUCAACCCUCCCAAAGAUAGGUAUACCUAUGAUGCACACAACCUAACACUGUGUUGCAUUGACUGGAAUGUAAUUGGCAGUUUUAAUGUACUGUAUUGCCAAAAGCAUCCAGCAACUCCUGUCAUGUCACUGUCUUAUACCCCAUUGAAGUUUCACCGUUUGUCACUCACUAUUGUGCUUUUUGUAAAAGUUUAAAUGUUUUCUUUAUUUUGUUCUUAAUUCGUAAGACAAUAUGUUUAUGGUUAUUGCUGAGACCAUGUUUGUGCAAUCUAUUCUUGUGUUUUUAUGGACUUUUUAAGAUUUCAAGUCUUUUUAGUGCACUGUUCACGCACAUUGAAUUUGUCAGUGGAUAGUGGUUAUCAUCAAUGGCCACUAUUGAUAGAUAUUAUUGGCUGUGGAUUGUCCACAAAUCAAGCAUUUCAACCCAUUUAUAAUCCUAAAUGACUGUGAAAGUAGAAGUAGGCCUACAUCUGGAUAAUUUCACAUAACCGCCCCCAUAAAACACUACUAGGUCAUUAAUAUAGUGCAAUAAAUAUUCAACCACGCAGAAACUUCCAGAACAAGGUUGCUUCAAUCCACAAAGCGAACUGUAAUACAUUAAUGUUAUGUACAAGCUUACAUACAUAAUGUGUUUAAUACGUAAAACUUGACGAAUACGCUAAACUGUGAAAUAAUUUCCCAAAAUGUGUUUUUGUUCUUAAAAUCCAGUACUGUACCUCUAUCAGUCAUCCGAAUAUAGGAUACAAUAUUCAAUAUUAUUAUACCCAAUUAUCAGUUAGCCAAUGUUUUGAGAUAUUGUAUUUGGCCGGGUCGACUUUGGCUGUCAAUUUAGUGAGAUAUAUUAGAUAUUUAGUUAGUAUUUCUCAUUGAGAAGAGUUGAUAGUUUGAUAGUAAGACCCCAAACGUGAACACGUAGAGAGCAGUGGAAGCUGGUGAAAUGGUUAUUACCGUUAUUACAGAGUUAUUACAUUUCAGCGUCUAAUUAAGUAGAUUGAUUAUUCAUUAUUGUGCUAUUGGCAAUAAUCUUAUAUAACGAAUGAUUUACCAUGUAAACAUUGUUUUUCUCAUUCUCCUAAAUUAAGAUACAGCGGUUGUCUGAAUGACUGUUCUGUUAUACAGCCAGAGAGGUUAGGCUACCUCCAUAUCUGCAAAAAAAAGUAUUAUAUCGUUUUUGUUCAUUUUAGGACUAUACCUUUUUAAUAUUAUUUUAUUGCUGUUUAAUUGGGAUAUUGGUUAAAAUGUGUUUUAAAGCCAUAAAGACUUAAGUCCAAAGGUUGAGGGAACCACUGAAUGUGAGAGAAAUGCAAUACUCAACGAAGAAAUUGACAAUCGUUCAAAUUGGUCAAAGGGUUUUAACUAGUCUAAAACGAUGCAAACAUAUUUCUUCCAAAAAGAGCUGAAAAUUGACUGGCCCCUCCCUCGACUUUGAAUACUAGUCAGUUUGUCACGCAAAUUAUAUUGAAUUAUGUUAUGUAUCCAAUGAUAGAUAGAUAGAUAGAUAUAUAUAUAUAUAUCAAGUGAAUGUUGAUAUAGAUCUAUCUUAUCUAUAUACACAAAAUAUACAAAGUAUGUGGACACCCCUUCAAAUGAGUGGAUUCGGCUAUUUCAGCCACACCCAUUGCUGACAGAUUUAUAAAAUCGAGCACACAGCCAUGCAAUCUCCAUAGACAAACAUUGGUAGUAGAAUGGCCUUAGAGCUCAGUGACUUUCAUCGUGGCACCGUCAUAGGAUGCCACCUUUCAAACCAUUCAACAUGUAGCGUUAAGAUUUCCCUUCACUGGAACUAAGGGGCCUAGCCCGAACCAUGAAAAACAGCCCCAGACCAUUAUUCCGCCUCCAUCACACUUUACAGUUGGCACUAUGCAUUGGGUCAGGUAGCGUUCUCCUGGCAUCCGCCAAACCCAGAUUCGUCCGUCGGACUGCCAGAUGGUGAAGCGUGAUUAAUCACUCCAGAGAAUGCGUUUCCACUGCUCCAGAGUCCAAUGGAAGGGGUGUCCACAUACAAAAAAAGUAUUAUUAUACUUAACUACAUUGAAUUGAUUGCUUGGUCACCCGUCCAUUGAGUUGCAACCGGUUGUUUAAAUGGGCAGUUGGCUAUUGAAGAAGAGCCAGGGUAGAUGGAGGGCUAAUUUAGAAGGAUACAAAUUUCAGUAAAAAUGUUUGCAAAGAAGAGAUUCUUAAUUAAAAUAUAUCUAUCUACCUGGGAGGUCAGGGGAAAUGUACUUUGAAGUGCAGGAAUACUACUUUAAAUGCAGGUCACCCAGAAAAUAGUCCCCUGCAUUUUACAGGUGAGCCAUUGAGGUGGAAGGGUAUUAUUGAGUGUGACGCGGCAGGAGGCACACUCCCCCUCUCCUGCACUGUAUUCUAACACAAAGAAAACUAGGGUGUUGCUUUCUGGAUGACUUGCAUUGGAGGGAGAGUUGGCGAAUCCCUAAUCCCCUUUUUGAAGGGUGAUGUAUAUUACAUUGUAUUCUGGCUUUAAAAAUAGGCAUAUCUUGUGUGCAGUUUUUCACCCCUUGUUAUUUUGUGAAUGUAAUUUAUGGUUUCAAAUUAUUUCUGUGUCAGUAUAUUUGUCUUAUUUUUGUAUGUUUACUUUUGUUCUAUGUUUGUGUGUUAGAAUUUCCAGAGUUUAUUUGAAUAUUGAAUAUAUGCAGUAUUUAUAAGGUUAGUACUGCAUUCUGUGUGUUGGGCCAGUAACCGAAAGAACGCUGGUUCAAAUCCCUGAGCCGACAAGGUGAAAAAUCUGUCUGUGCCGUUGAGCAAGGCACUUAACCCUAAUUGCUCCUGUAAGUCGCUCUGGAUAAGAACGUCUGCUAGAUGACAAAAAUGUAAAUGUGUUCGGCAGCCAUUUUUUGUUUGCAUUUCAUCCUUAUUGUGAGUGCAUGAGUGGUGUAUUGUAUGUGUGUAAGUAUACGCAGCAUUUUGGCAUAUUUACAGGGGUUUUAUCUCCACACAGAAAUAAAUUAUUAUUUUGUUAAUCAUUUUGUCUUGUUCAUUUUUAUGAUUUACAUCUUUGUUUUCAUUAUUUCCUUAUUGUUAUCAUUUACCAUCAUUUCCAUAUCUUUAUUUAUUCAUUCAAUCAGUUCAUCAGUCUUUUACCAAACAUGGAGAAAAAUAGUUGAACCUAAGUUAAGUAUUCCGGAUUUACAUUCAUCCUCACUCAUUUUGUCAUCACAUAACUUUUAUUUUUGUCAUCCUCUGUUCUCCCUGUCCCUGCAUCCACCUCCAACAUGAAUAAAAUAAGUCAAAUUUUGUUUUGGCACGGAACACCUUGUAGAGCUGGGACGAUAAACUGAAAAUUAUCGACACCGACCAUAUCGAUCACUUAUCGCAGGCAUUUUGCUGAUAUCGUUCAUUACGAUAAGUUGCCUAUAUUAGAGAAAUGUGAUUUGAAAUGAAAUACGUUUGCUAUUAUGGGUGAUUGUUAAUGGGAAAAUGGAUUGCUACAACCAUCAAACUAGUAGUUGAAAGGAUCUUUUAUUUUAAUUGUUUUACUGUGGUGCACAUUGUUAUAAACGUAUGGUUCUAUUUAUCAUUAUCGCAUCAAUUCAGGCAAUUUAUUACGAUAUGGAUUUUUGUCCAUAUUGCCCAGCUCUAACACCAUGGCUACGUCCCAGUUAUCUCUCCUCUCUUCCAAAGUGUAGAUGUAAAUUACUAGUAUAAGAAAUAUGGUGGAAAUGCCCUUGAUCCCAUGCCACCCUGCAAUCCAAUGCGUUUAGAUUUGUGGGAAGUAGUGAACGAGUGUACACUUCAGGAGAAAGGAGAUAUUAUUGGGACGCACCCAGUAUAUCUGAAUUCCAAAUCGACCCUAGCCUUUACACCCUAGGUUUAGGCACCCAUUUAGAUCUGAGAGGAUUGGAUAGAUGUAAGCAAUAUGGAGUUUUUACAACAUUGCUUCAAUCUAUCCUAUCCUCAGACCUACAAUGGCUACGGAGUAGGAGCUAGGGAUCGAUUUGGAACUGAGAAUAUACAGUUGAAGUCGGAAGUUUACGUACACUUAGGUUGGAGUCAUUAAAACUUGUUUUUCAACCACUCCACAAAUUUCUUGUUAACAAACUAUAGUUUUGGCAAGUCGGUUAGGACAUCUACUUUAUGCAUGACACAAGUAAUUUUUCCAACAAUUGUUUACAGACAGAUUAUUUCACUUAUAAUUCACUGUAUCACAAUUCCAGUGGGUCAGAAGUUGACUGUGCCUUUUUAAAGAGCUUGGAAAAUUCCAGAAAAUGAUGUUAUGGCUUUAGAUGCUUCUGAUAGGUCCUCUGUAGCUCAAUUGGUAGAGCAUGGCGCUUGUAACCCCGGGGUAGUGGGUUCGAUCCCCGGGACCACCCAUACGUAAAAAUGUAUGCGCACAUGUCUGUAAGUCGCUUUGGAUAAAAGCGUCUGCUAAAUGGCAUAUUAAUUGGAGGUGUACCUGUGGUUGUAUUUCAAGGCCUACCUUCAAACUCAGUGCCUCUUUGCUUGACAUCAUGGGAAAAUCAAAAUAAAUCAUCCAAGACCUCAGAAAAAACAUUGUAGACCACCACAAGUCUGGUUCAUCCUUGGGAGCAAUUUCCAAAUGCUUUAAGGUACCACAUUCAUCUGUUCAAACAAUAGUACGCAAGUAUAAACACCAUGGGACCACGCAGCCGUCAUACUGCUCAGGAAGGAGACGCGUUCUGUCUCCUAGAGAUUAAUGUACUUUGGUGCGAAAAGUGCAAAUAAAUCCCAGAACAACAGCAAAGGACCUUGUGAAGAUGCUGGAGGAAACAGGUACAAAAGUAUCUACAGUAAAAUGAGUCCUAUAUCGACAUAACCUGAAAGGCCGCUCAGCAAGAAAAAAAAAAAAAGUCACUGCUCCAAAACCACCAUAAAAAAGCCAGACUACAGUUUGCAACUGCACAUGGGGACAAAGAUAGUACUUUUUGGAGAAAUGUCCUCUGGUCUGAUGAAACAAAAAUAGAACUGUUUGGCCAUAAUGACCAUCGUUAUGUUUGGAGGAAAAAGGGGAGUAUUGCAAGCCAAAGAACACCAUCCCAACCGUGAAGCACGAGGGUAGCAGCAUAAUGCCGUGGGGGUGCUUUGCUGCAGGAGAGACUGGUGCACUUUACAAAAUAGAUGGCAUCAUGAGGAAGGAAAAUUAUGUGGAUAUAUUGAAGCAACAUCUCAAGACAUCAGUCAGGAAGUUAAAGCUUGGUCGCAAAUGGGUCUUCCAAAUGGACAAUGACCCCAAGCAUACUUCCAAAGUUGUGGCAAAAUGGCUUAAGGACAACAAAGUCAAGGUAUUGGAGUGACCAUCACAAAGCCCUGACCUCAAUCCUAUAGAAAAUCUGUGGGCAGAACUGAAAAUGCGUGUGCGAGCAAGGAGGCCUACAAACCUGACUCAGUUACACCAGCUCUGUCAGGAGGAAUGGGCCAAAAUUCACCCAACUUAUUGUGGGAAGCUUGUGGAAGGCUACACAAAAUGUUUGACCCAAGUUAAACAAUUUAAAGGCAAUGAUACCAAAUACUAAUUGAGUGUAUGUAAACUUCUGACCCACUGGGAAUGUGAUGAAAUAAAGAAAAGCUGAAAUAAAUCACUCUCUACUAUUAUUCUGACAUUUCACAUUCUUAAAAUAAAGUGGUGAUCCUAACUGACCUAAGACAGGGGAUUUUUACUAGGAUUAAAUGUCAGGACUUGUGAAAAACUGAGUUUAAAUGUAUUUGGCUAAGGUGUAUGUAAACUUCCGACAUUUAUUGUGACUUUGUUUAUUCUUAUGUGGGGGAGUGGUUACGAAAAUGUUAGUCAAUAGGAGUUGGGUUAUGGUUUGCAAUUGGUGAUCAGCAAUACCUUGAGCCAACUAGGGGUAGGCAGUCAAUUCUGAAAAUAAAUUGAAAUUCAACAAAUUUAUUAAACAGUAUUUAUCGGAAUAGGAAGCAGUGGGCAAUGAUCAAUUUGUUGACCAAAUUAUUAAUCAGGACAUCCUGAUUUGAUAUGGAGCAUACAGUACCUAGAAUGGGGUGAGGACUAGGAGAUGCAAGAUCAAGCUAAUGCCCUUUUCAGCUGAAGUUGUCACUUAUUAUACUCAGACUUAACCCUCAAGGACAUUUUAAGAAAUGUCUGACAACUUAAGCGGAUAUGAGAAGUUGUAGUCCUGUGUAGCUCAGUUGGUAGAGCAUGGAGCUUGCAACGCCAUGGUUGUGGGUUUGAUUCCCAUGGAGGACUAGUAUGAAAAUGUAUUCACUCACUACUCUAAAAUGUCAAAUGUAUUGCAGGUAAGUGUAAUGCGAAAUAUUCAUGAGAAGACCCCGCUUUCAUCCAACUGAUGUCUCAUGGUAUCUUGUAGGAAUACAUGACUGUCUUUCUCACAAUAAGUGAACAGAACACCUAUUGAAUUGAUGGUGAAUAGGAAUAACGAAAUGGUUGUACACAUACCCCGCCUCCCAGCCCCACCCCAUUUGAAAAAUAAUUGAGGAAUGCACGUCCUAUUAUAGAUAAUAACCAUUUAUGAACGUACAACUUUCAUUUGCAUAUGUUUGAUACCGUUCUGUUUGAUACUGUUCCAUUCAUUCCCAGUCAGACAUUACAAGGAGUUUUUCCCAAUACUGCCUCCACCAAUGCAUACAUAGGAUUUAAAUCAGGGGGGAAGGAUUGCGACAUGGUAUACAGUAGGCAGCCAUUCAGUAGAUGUACUUAUUUCUUAACUACCAUGGAAAAGCAAGUGAUUGUGGGGUCACUUCCACCUCGUAAAAAUCCAAAUGCACACUCCACAGCCCUAUAUAGCCUAUACACAUAUUGGAUCUUCACAUAUUCAAAUGAACACAUUCAAGCACAUCAGCCAAAACCGUUGUCUCGUUCUCUCUUUCUGUAUUGCUAAGGAGACAACCAGGACACCAUUACGUUAGCCUCAGAACAUCUUUACAAAGCCUUUUAUCUCAAUUCAUCUUUCAUCGAUUCCUCACAUCCUGUCCUUGCCUCCUUCUCAAAACCCAUUGGAGAAGUAGGUCAGAGGGGAGGUAGCUAGGAAUUACAAUACAUUUGAGAAGGAGGCAAGGAAAUAGGAUGUGAUGAAUCACAGAAAGACAAAUUGAGAAAGAGGCUAAGAUAACCUGAUAUGUUACAAACAAAACAUUAUGGGUACUGUAGUACAUCAUGCCACACUCUCUCUCAUCCAGUCCAAAGAACUCCAGAUCAAGCGUCAGUUCCAGGACACGUGCAAGAUCCAGACGCGCCAGUACAAGGCCCUGCGCAACCACUUGCUGGAGAACACGCCCAAGUCGGACCACAAGGCGGUGCUCAAGCGCCUGAAGGAUGAGCAGACACGUAAGCUGGCCAUCCUGGCUGAGCAGUACGACCACUCCAUCAAUGACAUGCUGUCCACACAGGCUGUGAGUAAUGCAAGAAUAUGUUGUUCACUCUUUGCACCGCACCACCAACCCACCGUAGCGCCUUACCCACCCCUGCCUGGGCAUGUGAGGGCAUGCGAGCCAGCUGCCUGCACUCCUGACUGUCCCCGGACUUGACAUCAUCACACCGCUUUCUUUGUCCUCACUUAAGUGUUAUGAUACCCUCUCGGCACUUGGCUAGCAAGCUACACCCUUUCUCUCCGUAGUUGACUAAUAGUACCGCUUCUAAAAAAAUAUGCCAUUCCCCCUGCCCUGGGUCUGACUGUCCUUGCAUGGCACAACAUGGGCCUGUUCAGAGGAUGUAGCGUUACAGAACGUUCAGAUAGAAAUGUAUCAUAUAGAACAGACAUUUUGGUCAGAUAGAAUAGGGGAAUUGUGUCAGCUCUAUUCAUUUUAUUUAUAUCUGCAACGUUGCACCUGAGAUGGUAGAGAAAGCGAGACAUCUCACUGGCAAAAUUAAUAAGUAUACCAGAGCCAGCUGUUAUUGGACAGUUUCCCAUUGAAAAAUAUGUCUAUUUAAGUGGGCAUUUCCUCUCUCGCGUGAGCAUGCCAGAGAUUAUGGAGGAACCGCGAGCUCACGCGGGAAAGCAUGCUCACGCAAGAGAGGGAAUGCCUACUUACACAGACCGGAACCUUGACAAUGUUUUCCAAUGGUAAACUGCCUGAGUAAGACAUUUAUCCACUAUCUUUGGUUACACCCCAUACCUACUAGAACAGCAGGUCCGCAAUCAGCAGGGCACAACGUUGUGGAAUAUUCAGAUAUAAAUAUAUGAUGGAGAACAAAUACUCCUCUCUGACAUGAAGAAAAAGGAAUCCUGUCAGCUCUAUUCAUGACAUUUCUAUUUAACGUUCCACAGCUUUGCACCCUCCUGAACAGACCCCAGUUACGUGCAUCUGUUAGGUCCUCACGUAGCACCAACACACGUCCAAGACACUCAAGUAAGCCAAACCCCCUUUUUCUGUCCCUACACGACACCACAUCUGCUGGCACACAGAAAGUUACAUAACAUCUCUUGUGUCUCCGAAUAGCACCGCCUCACAUCCACAGGCACAGAUCUGCCAUAUGUCAUGUACUCAUGUAACACCUCACAUAGGCCACACACACCCCUGUCCCUAUCCUCACCACACUCCUCCACUUGUAGGCUACUAGCCAAAUGCCUAUUCACAUUGUUACAAGCUAUACCCAGCUCUAUACAGUCUCUACUGUUUCUAUACUAUCUCUACUGUAUCACUAUCAUCAAUACCACAGCAUGUAUCAAACAAACUACGACACCCUAUUCAUGUCACACAAUACCACACUGUUAUUUCCCCAUCACACACUCAUGGAAAGAAGUGGGGGGCGCUCAACCAUCACACACUCAACCACAUUCAAUCGGAGCAAACCACUACCUCAUCAAUAAUAUUUACCCAAAACAUUUCCAUUUAGUAACUAACACACCUCCCUCACACUAAGAUACACAUCCCCUUCCUAUACGCCACACCCCCUGAUCUGUCCCUCUGUCACCCUAUGCCUAAGUACGGGAGGAACUCCCUUUUCCACUUCCUCCACCUAUUUUUAUGCUGACGCCCCACCUUAUUUGCCACUCUGUCUCCAGCUCCGAUUGGAUGAGACGCAGGAGGCGGAGUAUCAGGUGCUGCGGAUCCAGCUGCAGCAAGAGUUGGAGCUGCUCAACGCCUACCAGAGUAAGAUCAAGAUCCACACCGACUCGCAGCAUGAGCGGGAGGCCAAGGACCUGGAGCAGAGGGUGUCCAUCCGCCGGGCACUGCUGGAGCAGAGGGUAGGUGUAGGGUGAAGUUGCCCCUAAACUCUGAUCUGGGGUCAGUUUUGCCUUUCCCCCGCUAAUGGUUAGAGUUCGGGGAGGGGAAACUGAUCCUAGAUCACCCUGGAGCAAGGGGUGGAGAGAUACAGCUGGUCCCAAAUCUCUCCCUAUCCCUCCCCUUAGCCCUAACCCUAGCAUGUAUGUGGGGUCUGGAUAGAUAUAACUAGUGAAGUGGAGGAGCUUCCACCAUAUAGCUUUCACCUUACAGAUUUGCACACAUCAAAGGGUUAGGGAGCGAAUUGGGACUGACAGAGAGUAUGGUUUCAUUACAAAUCGACCACCUAGCCCUAGACUUUUGUCUUGGAUGUUAAAAGAUGUCUUGGAUGUUUGUCCAAAAUCUAAAUCCAAGAUUACAUAUCUGGCCCAUUGAAAAAUGCCAAGAAUUUAUACCAAACUCUAGCCCCACUACAUUCUAGGCACUCCUGUAGAUAUGACCGAAUUGGAUAGGUGGAAGCAAUAAUGCAACCAAUCAGAGGCUAUUACCAGAAUGCUUAUAUCUAUCCAGUCCUCUCAGAUCCAAUCCUCUCAGUUCUACAGGAGUGCCUAGGCCGGUUUGUGAUUACAUUUUUGGACUUUUGGAAUGGGCCAGAUAUGUAACUACUGUAUGUAGCGAUUUCAGUGGCAACAGAAAUUGUAUUUGAAUUCCAUCAUUUUUAUUUGCAUGAGGAUAUAGCAUUUUUAUUUAAUAUUUUUGAAUUUGUACUGCACAAAUUGAACUUGUAUUUUCAUUAUUUGAAACUGAAUUGAAUGAAUAUUGCAUUCAGUUUUAAAAUUCAAUUUCAAUUUAAUUGAAUAUUCAAGUUCAAUAUUAAGUUUCAAUCAGAGUAUGUGAGCGAGUUGAUGAGCGGUCGGAAAUCCAGCUCAUCGCUCAUGGAGCUUGCACACUGCUCCGGCACUCCACGUCCUGCUCCAAGUCCUUUCCAACCGCUCCGCAAAAAACUGCUCCUUGCUCAAAGGAAAAAAAAACAGCCAUCCAAAUUCGCUCCAUUCAUUAAAAUCACAAUUUAACCAACACACAUCUAUUUCUGUGACUAUCUGGACCUACUGUACCAUUUUGUUUUGAAGUAUUGAAACCAAACCAUAUGAUUUGAAUGAAAACAGGAAAAGGUGACUGUAAGAAGCGCUCAUCAUUUCAAAUAGGCCACAUGUCACAUUAAACAGCAUAUAAACACUCUAAAUAGGUCAGCAGCCAGACAGGUAGCCUAAGAAGGAGUGAAAAUGAAUUAUUUUGUCUAUAUUAUUUCAAGGCUAUAGCCUGCAAAUACAUAAAUUGUGAAGCUUUUUGCAUGUGCGACACACUAGGCUGGCAGGGACAUUAAGCGCUCUGCAUAUUAUGUAAUGGCAAAAUGUAGAUUCCCGCCUAAAUAGACAUACCCAAAAGUAACUGCUAUUCAUGUGUAAUCACAUGAUUCUGACAUAAAUAACUUGGUAUAUUUGGAAAGAAGACAUCUGUGAGAUUAUGAGAAAAUGAUCAGAUAGGAGUUACAUAGUUCAGAAUACACAAGAUCAAGCACACACAAAAUAACAGAUUUGUUAUUUUGAAAGUAAUCUUUCAUUGACAAGCUAUAAAUGAAUUAUUGAUGACUAGAGCUGGAAACACAUCAGAUGGCUUCCACAACAUGUGAACAAUAUAAAAAAAGGGAUUGAUAGACCUAACAACUAGAAAUGGCAGAUGUUUUAGUAAGUGGUGUCAGGUGUGGUCACGGGACGUUAACAAGUGUCCCUAAACCUCUCCAAAGUGGCAUAUGUCUGUAAAUUAGAUAAUUUCCAGUGCUAUUACAUAUUUUCAAUCACUAAAUGCCAUUUGUUCAGUAUAAAAACACAAUUUCUACCAUAUCAACCUCACUCAAACAUUGUGGUGGUGUUAUGGGGUAUCCAGGGUACAUUCAAGUGUCCUUUCAACCUCUCCAAAGUGUCUAAAUGUGGUAAUUGCACUGUUUUUGCACACUGGAUGUGCCUCUUGCUUUGUCCCACCCAGGUCAACUGCAUAUCCCUGGAAAGCUUAUCUCAUUGGCAACAAGACUGUCAAGGUGCCAUAGUAGCCAAUCCCCUGUGUAAUGGAUGCCUACAGCGCGUAAGCAGGCAACAUCAAAUGUUUUAUGCGCAAAGAUAGUCACUAGGUGGACAUUCGAUGUUGCCAUUAAGUCAUACAUCAUCUGAUAACAUUGGCAAUAGGCUAGAUUUGUUCCUACCAACCUAAGGAUUAAUUUGAUACCCCCCAUGUAGCUAUAGCUCAAACACAGACCAAAUCGAAGCUUACCUUGUAAGAUGUUUGCUGUUUGGUGAAAAUGUGUAAAAUAAACAUUUUGACUCUCGAGGUUGGUGAUCAAUAACGGUAGGUCACAGGCAGACAAAUAAGAUAUCCUCAUGAUCUGUGGAGUCCUGGCUUUCGGUGUGUAUCAACGUAUUCCAUGUUUAUUUCGUUUAUGCUUCACAACGUUAACCGGAAUGUAGGUAGCAGCCAUCUUGAAAUGAGGUCAUUGGCUCGGCCUGCCCUAAUAAAUUCGUAUGCCCAAAUUUGGUAGUAAGUCACACGAAAGAUUUGAAGGCACCGAUCAAUAGCCAAGAUACUGCUUUCCGCAGACACCCUGCUUUUGCAGAUAAGGGCUACUGUUCUCAUACCAGACUGAAUUUAAUAAAACAAAUCUAAUAGGGUCCCCAAAUAUGGGGACUUUACAUUUAAGAGGUACAACAUUUCGUUGUAUUAAAUCAUUAUAGUCUAUAAAUUGCACAUAUAGGCUGUGACUUAGAAUUAAAUACAAAUUAAACGUAAAAUGCCCUAUUAGGCUCCAUCUACAGUGCCUUUGAAUUCAUUUAUGAAACAUGAGUUUGGCCAGAGUCUGGGCUUCAGGCUCAUGCGAGAAUACCCUCUCAGCGCUUGCAGAGCCACUAGGGAUGCUAAACACACUUCGGGCCACUCUUGCCAGACUGGGCAGGGAUGCGUUUUUUUGUUGUUGUUGUUGUAGGUAGGACUAAAGGAUUUUAGGUUAAAUAACCCUAUCAAUCAAAACGGAAAGCUCCUUGAAAGAGGUAAUAUGCCAGGCCUAUUGGGCCAAAAUCCAUGAUGGCCUAUUGCAGUGCAUUCGGAAAGUAUUCAGACCCCUUGACUUUUUUCCACAUUUUGUUAUGUUAGUCUUAUUCUAAAAUGGAUCUAAAAAAAUUAAAAAAUUAAACUCAUCAAUGUACACACAAUACCCCAUAAUGACAAAGCAAAAACAGGUUUUUAGACAUUUAUGCAACAUCAACAAAAUAUAUUUAUGGACAUAUCACCUUUACAUAAGUAUACUGACCCUUUACUCAGUACUUUGUUGAAGCACCUUUGGUAGCGAUUACAGGCUAGAGUCUUCUUGGGUAUGACGCUACAAGCUUUGGGGAGUUUCUCCCAUUCUCUGCAGAGCCACUCAAGCUCUGUCAGGUUGGAUGGGCCACUGAAGGUCAUUCAGAGACUUGUCCCGAAGCCACUCCUGCGUUGUCUUGGCUGUGUGCUCAUUACCGAGUUCCAAACUGCCUCGGGAAGCAACGUCAGCACAAUAACUGUUCGUCAGGAGCUUCAUGAAAUGGGUUUCCAUGGCCAAACAGCCUCACACAAGCCUAAGAUCAUCAUGCUCAUUGCCAAGUGUCGGCUGGAGUGGUGUAAAGCUUGCCGCCAUUGGACUCUGGAGCAGUGGAAACGGGUUCUAUGGAGUGAUAAAUCACACUUCACCAGUCCAACGGCCAAAUCAGGGUUUGGCAGAUACCAGGAGAACGCUACCUGUCCCAAUGCAUAGUGCCAACUGUACAGUUUGGUGGAGGAGGAAUAAUGGUCUGGGGCUGUUUUUCAUGGUUCGGGCUAGGCCCCUUAGUUCCAGUGAAGGGAAAUCUUAACGCUACAGCAUACAAUAACAUUCUAGACGAUUCUGUGCUUCCAACUUUGUGGCAACAGUUUGGGGAAGGACCUUUCCUGUUCCAGCAUGACAAUGCCCCCGUGCACAAAGCGAGGUCCAUACAGAAAUACAUACAGAAAUGGUUUGUCAAGAUCGGUGUGGAAGAACUUGCCUGGCCUACAGAGUCCUGACCUCAACCCCAUCAAACACCUUUGGGAUGAAUUGGAACGCCGACUGCGAGCCAGGCCUAAUUGCCCAACAUCAGUCCCCGACCUCACUAAUGUUCUUGUGGCUGAAUGUAAGCAAGCCCCCGCAGCAAUGUUCCAACAUCUAGUGGAAAGCCUUCCGAGAAGAGUGGAGGCUGUUAUAGCAGCCAACGUGGGACCAACUCCAUAUUAAUACCCAUGAUAUUGGAAUGAGAUGUUCGUGCAGGUGUCCACAUACUUUUGAUCAUGUAGUGUACCAUAUUGAAUAUAAAUAUUGAAUUUGAAUAUUCAAUUAAAUUAAAUGUUCAUUUUAAAUGUUUCAAAUGAUGAAAUACAAGUUAAAUGUAUGAAUUCAAUUAUUCAAUUUGUGCAUUAAACAUUCAAAAAUAUUAAAUUAAAAUUCUAUAUCCUAAUAGUCAUUUAGCAGACGCUCUUAUCCAGAGCGACUUACAGGAGCAAUUAGGGUUAAGUGCCUUGCUCAAGGGCACAUCAACAGAUUUUUCACCUAGUCGGCUCGGGGAUUAGAACCAGCGACCUUUCGGUUACUGGCACAACGCUCUUAAACCCUAAGCUACCUGCCGCCCCAUCUACACACAAUACCCCAUAAUGACAAAGCAAAAACAGGUUUUUAGAAUUUUGCAAAUGUAUUCAAAAUUCAAAACUGAUAUCAAAUUUAUGUAAGUAUUCAGACCCUUUACUCAGUACGCUGUUGAAGUACCUUAGGUAGUGAUUUGGCAAACUCCAAGCAGGCUCUCAUGUGCCUUUUACUGAGGAGUGGCUUCCGUCUGGCCACUCUACCAUAAAGGCCUGAUUGGUGGAGUGCUGCAGAGAUGGUUGUCCUUCUGGAAGGUUUUCCCAUCUCCACAGGGGUACUCUGGAGUUCUGUCAGAGUGACCAUUGGGUUCUUGGUCACCUCCCUGACCAAGGCCCUUCUCCCCUUGAUUGCUCAGUUUGGCCAGGUGGUCAGCUCUAGGAAGAGUCUUGGUGUUUCCAAACUUCUUCCAUUUAAGAAUGAUGGAGGCCACUGUCUUCUUGGGGACCUUCAAUGCUGCAGAAAUGUUUUGGUACCCUUCCCCAGAUCUGUGCCUCGACACAAUCCUGUCUCGGAACUCUACGGACAAUUCCUAUGACCUCGUGGCUUUGCUCUGACAUGCACUGUCAACUGUGGGAUCUUAUAUAGACAGGUGUGUGCCUUUCCAAAUCAUGUCCAAUCAAUUGAAUUUACCACAGGUGGACUCCAAUCAAGUUGUAGCAACAUCUCAAGGAUGAUCAAUGGAAACAGGAUGCACCUGAGCUCAAUUUCGAGUCUCAUAGCAAAGGGUCUGAAUACUUAUGUAAAUAAUGUAUUUCUGUUUUAAUUUUAUUUGCAAAAAAAUCUAAAAACCUGUUUUCGCUUUGUCAUUAUGGGAUAUUGUGUGUAGAUUGAUGAGGAAAAUGUUUUAUUUAAUCAAUUUUAGAAUAAAGCUGUAACGUAACAAAAUGUGGAAAAAGUCAAGGAGUCUGAAUACUUUCCGAAUGCACCGUAACCUGGAUUUGUUUUUACAAACAUCCAAGACAUCUGUGUUUGUUUGUUUGCGUGUGUGCGUGUGUGUUUUUUUUGGUUUUACUAUCCUUGUGAGGACCAGAAGUCCUCACAAGGAUAGUAAAAAAAAAAAGGAACAUUCGGACUACUGGGGAUAUUUCGCCGGUCCCCACAAAGAAAAAUACACUGCUCAAAAAAAUAAAGGGAACACUAAAAUAACACAUCCUAGAUCUGAAUGAAUGAAAUAAUCUUAUUAAAUACUUUUUUCUUUACAUAGUUGAAUGUGCUGACAACAAAAUCACACAAAAAUUAUCAAUGGAAAUCAAAUUGAUCAACCCAUGGAGGUCUGGAUUUGGAGUCACCCUCAAAAUGAAAGUGGAAAACCACACUACAGGCUGAUCCAACUUUGAUGUAAUGUCCUUAAAACAAGUCAAAAUGAGGCUCAGUAGUGUGUGUGGCCUCCACGUGCCUGUAUGACCUCCCUACAACGCCUGGGCAUGCUCCUGAUGAGGUGAAGCAUCCGUCACCUCCUGGACAGUCUGUGGUGCAACGUGGCGUUGGUGGAUGGAGCGAGACAUGAUGUCUCAGAUGUGCUCAAUUGGAUUCAGGUCUGGGGAACGGGCGGUCCAUAGCAUCAAUGCCUUCCUCUUGCAGGAACUGCUGACACACUCCAGCCACAUGAGGUCUAGCAUUGUCUUGCAUUAGGAGGAACCCAGGGCCAACCGCACCAGCAUAUGGUCUCACAAGGGGUCUGAGGAUCUCAUCUCGGGACCUAAUGGCAGUCAGGCUACCUCUGGCAAGCACAUGGAGGGCUGUGCGGCCCUCCAAAGAAAUGCCACCCCACACCAUGACUGACCCACCACCAAACCGGUCAUGCUGGAGGAUGUUGCAGGCAGCAGAACAUUCUCCACGGCGUCUCCAGACUCUGUCACGUCUGUCACAUGUGCUCAGUGUGAACAGGUGCUUUCAUCUGUGAAGAGCACAGGGCGCCAGUGGCGAAUUUGCCAAUCUUGGUGCUCUCUGGCAAAUGCCAAACGUCCUGCACGGUGUUGGGCUGUAAGCACAACCCCCACCUGUGGAUGUCGGGCCCUCAUACCACCCUCAUGGAGUCUGUUUCUGACCGUUUGAGCAGACACAUGCACAUUUGUGGCCUGCUGGAGGUCAUUUUGCAGGGCUCUGGCAGUGCUCCUCCUGCUCCUCCUUGCACAAAGGCGGAGGUAGCAGUCCUUUUGCUGGGUUGUUGCCCUCCUACGGCCUCCUCCACGUCUCCUGAUGUACUGGCCUGUCUCCUGGUAGCGCCUCCAUGCUCUGGACAUUACGCUGACAGACACAGCAAACCUUCUUGCCACAGCUCGCAUUGAUGUGCCAUCCUGGAUGAGCUGCACUACCUGAGCCACUUGUGUGGGUUGUAGACUCCGUCUCAUGCUACCACUAGAGUGAAAGCACCGCCAGCAUUCAAAAGUGACCAAAACAUCAGCCAGGAAGCAUAGGAACUGAGAAGUGGUCUGUGGUCACCACCUGCAAAACCAGUCCUUUAUUGGGGGUGUCUUGCUAAUUGCCUAUAAUUUCCACCUGUUGUCUAUUCUAUUUGCACAACAGCAUGUGAAAUGUAUUGUCAAUCAGUGUUGCUUCCUAAGUGGACAGUUUGAUUUCACAGAAGUGUGAAUGACUUGGAGUUACAUUGUGUUGUUUAAGUGUUCCCUUUAUUUUUUUGAGCAGUGUACUAUUUUAGGCUUAGGGGCUAGGGUUAGGGUUACAAUUAGGAUUAGGAGUUAGGUUUAGGGGUUUCAGAUUAAGGUUAGGGUUAGGUUUAGGGGUUAGGGAAAAUAGGAUUUUGAAUGACAAUCACUUUUUUGGUCCCCACAAGGAUAGUAAAACAAAUGUGUGUCUGUAUUUGUGUGUUUAUCAGUGUUUUCUCACGUUCAACAGUUCUGUGACCUUGUUCCCCCUAUUACCCACAGAUUGAGGAGGAGAUGCUGUCUCUUCAGAAUGAGCGCUCUGAGCGCAUCCGCACCCUCCUGGAGCGGCAGGCCUGUGAGAUCGAGUCCUUUGACUCUGAGAGCCUCCGUCUGGGUUUCAGCAACAUGGCCCUCACGGGCAUCCCCAGCGAGGCCUACCCCAAGCAGGGCUACACCAACGCCCCACCAGGGUUCCGCUCCGGUGGGGGCCACUGGAGCCAUGGCAUGCACGCCCAGCCCCAGCCGCACUCGCGCCGCAGCCACAACAGUAGUAGCGGUGGAGGGGGUGGGGGUGGUGGAGGGGGGAGCAGAGGGGAGUCUUCUUCUUCUCACGGCAUGGCUCUGGGGUUGGGUCUGGGGAGGGAUGGGAGGGAGGUGCAUCCUUCAUCUCGUUCGUCAGCCUCUUCUUCCUCUUCCUCCUCCCAACAACACCACCACCGUCAUCACCUGCCGCAGCACUACCACCACCAAAGCACGCCCCAGCUCUACCGGGAGCGGGAAAGGGAUAGAGAGAGGGAGCGGGAGAAGGAGAGGGACAGGGAGUGGGCCGGGGUCCGAGGCGGCGGCGACCUGGCCCACCCGCAGCACCCCCACCCCUUCUCCCACAACCUGCCCUCUCGCUCCUCCUCUCAGUCCCUGGCCCUGCUGCCGCCGCCGCCCCCCACGCCCCCCUCUAUCUCGGGGCCCUCCUCGCAGGGAGGGGUGUAUGGCGGGGGGCUGGUCGUCAGGGGCGGUCCCAGCCUCAUGGCCCUGAGGAACAGCCCCCAGCCGCUGAGGAGGACGGCAUCCGGAGGGGGACCCGGCGGGGCGGGUGGAGGCGAUGGGGUGCUGAGCCGCAGCACCUCGGUCACCUCGCACAUCUCCAACGGCUCCCACCUCUCCUACUCCUAA